AUGCAACAAGCACAACGAGAUGAGCGCCAUCGAAGAGCUCGAAGGCCUCUGGAGAACUUUCCAACAGAGUACGUUAUGCCCGAGACCCUAUGCAAAGUAACGGACCUGUUCCUGAUCUACGAAGCUCGACCUGAGGUGGCAUCAUCCGAUACACAACAGGAAGCAUCCCGACCUCUUCGUAGAGUUCCCUACGGACCCACCAUCUCCAACGCAAGUCUUGUAGUGCUCCUCUCUAUAAGAGAGAAAGUAGAUGAGAUCCUACAGUCAGGCAUACCCAAUGGCCCCAGCACCGACAGCUCGGUCGUGGGAGCCAUCCCGCGGACGACGCACAAUACCAGAGUUGGAAGGGAAAAUGGCAUCCGACAAAAUCAUUCAACGAGCGCCUUCGAUUUUACGGGGGGUCCUCCUCGCACGCUUUCAAGCGAGACACUGCCUACUAGGGAGUCUAAGAAAGAUUCAGUGUCCCCCCGCAGGGGCUCUCAUCGUGGCGCUCGCCCUGACCAAUAUCCGCUUCUUUUGGAGGAUCAAGACUGCUCGUCCCUAAAACAAUCCCGUACCAUCCCUCUCCUUACAGAUAAAGAGGUCCGCGACCGCCUUUCCCAGAACAACACGGACUCUUUGUGUGAAGUAGCAUUGAAGCCACACCUUCCUCUGCCCCAUACUGCAGACAAAGGCCCUUUGGGCUCUGUCGCACAACCGCCCGUGUUUCCUUGUGUCGUAGCAGAUCUUGGCCAGCGCACGGCUAGAACGCUCGGCCUCCUUGCGCAGGAAAAGACGGUACGGCAGUCUGGAUUUAUCAAAAUCAAAGUCUCAGACUAUAGGGUGCCAGACCGCACGGAAAUGACGGUCACCGCCAUCGCACCCAUCGACUCCUACACGACGACUCGAUCCGAAACACUCAAAGACGGCACGAACCGGAUAGAGUACCAUAAUACGGGGCGUGUAAAAGAAGGGGACUCCAGAACCAUGGGCGGUAGUCGCGGCCUUGGCGUUUCUACCGACUUUGGGUCGGCUUUCAGACGCGAGACCGUGGCUGAUUUGUCUCAAAAGACUUAUCUCGUCGGGAACUUGAGCGCGUUCGAGGGCCUUGACCCGGGGUACCUAGACUGCGGAGUUCAGCUACGGGCUAUCCUCAGAGAAAACGUCGACGGGGUAUCGUCGCCGUAUCUCUAUUGCGCCAUUGACCCCCUGACGACAACUACGAUGCACAUCGAGGACUUGCGCAGUGCAUCGGUUAACAUGGUCCGUUGGGGUGGCCCUAAGGCGUGGCUCAUAGUCGAGCCAGGUUCGUCCCGGAGACUGGAGGAACGCAUUGCAAAAGCGUGCGGGGUCGCCACGGGCACUAGGACGUCUUGUUCGCAGUUCGUUCGCCACCUGAACAGGAUCAUCCCGUCGGAGACGCUUGACCAUUGGAAUAUCAAGUAUAACAUUGUCGACUGCUACGCCGGAGAGCUGAUUGCCACAAUGCCCGAUACCUAUCACCAAGUGAUUAAUAGAGGAGUCAACAUUGCCGAGGCCGUCAACGUCGCCUGGAGUCCUAUAGCAGAACUUCUGACUGACUACAGGUUCUGCUCAUCACGCUGUGCCGGUGAUUCGGGCAUUACCAAACGUCAUCUGGACCCAGAGAAAGCUCAAGCUCUGUUAGGUAAUGGUUCAGACGGCGGAAGCGUGUUCAGGCCGCUAGAUGUAGGCAUCUCGCCGCCAGCGCCUCUCUCAAGAGAGAAAGGCGCCUCCGCUGGAGGAAACACUCAUAUUCAGGCUAGGCUACAUGGCCAAAAGCUUUCAGCCAGGAGGCAGAAACCUGAGUCGAGAAUAGACCAAGGCGCGGCGUCGACAUCGCAACGAAAGAGAGCGUCUCCGUGUACGGGCUCCUUCAGCCCACCCGCGGAGGGACCCGCGAAAGCCUGCAAGCGCCAACGUAUCGAGGCUCGGGCACUCGAAAUCGACGCGAUUGCAGAGGGCGUUCUUGACGGCCAUGGUGCUCAGAGGUGUAUCAAAAUUCUGGAGGCAUGGCGGUGCUCUAGCGCCGAUGCUCUAUCGAUGUUCAUCCUCCCCAGGAGCCCCGGGCAGAGCCAGACCGGCCAUUCCUCCAUUCUGAUCCAGCAGCACGAAGCAUUCAAAGCCAAGUCCGAGCUCUCGACAUUCCAAUCCCACAUGGCUCUCAUCAUGCUGCACUUACAUAACAACGCUCAAGAUAAUGGGCGACAAAGGCGGUCGAAAGAAGCCGUCGACAAGCUGGUUAUAACAUACGCAUCCAAAAGUGCGGAGGGACACAGCCGACGAAAAUCGAUGCGACGUUACCUUGCUUGGGGUCAGGCUUACUAUCGUCUCAGUUGCCCCGAUCUCGGCUUUCUGGCCGCUCUUCCGAGCAAGAAUGCCCUCAGAGACGCAAGUGAACACCAUAUAGAGCGUUUACACAAAAGGCUCGCUUCUCGCCCCACGGUAUCUACGAUUCUACGAGAGUUCGGCUCUGCGUUCGCGGAUCUCGUCCGAGGUGGUAGAGAUCUGUGUUUCGAAUACGACAGAGAGGCGGCUGGCGCGUCCGAACGCGUAGCUUCUAUCGAAGACCCCCAGCGCCUGCUUGAGCUCCUGAGGAUCGUCAAGAUUGAGUGGAAUCAAGAAUCUCUUAGCAAGGAUCAUGUUACUUCUGGGCAGCUGCCUUGCUAUGUGUGCGGUCAGAACAGCCAUUGCCCAUGUUUUCAGGAUUGGUCGCGAAAGCAACACCCCUCUCUUCGCAUUUUCAAAUCAGAUGGAUCCAAAAAACCAAGCAUAUAUCUACGUGCAUUCCUUCUCGGUAAUCACCGGAACCCGGAAGCUGAGAGCAUAGUGCUUCGUGAGGGAGACACCAUAGCCCUACUGCCCGGCAAUCUCGUAUCACAGGAACUUUCUUCGCCGACCGACUGGACAUCUGCGCAACCCACCGUCUCCCUCUGUCAAGGUUUCGCAAUCAAGGUUGAUAUGGAUCACCUGUACAUGAAGUUGCCGACAUCAUAUGGCACGUCACGUAACGUCACUGUACGUAUAGCCCUCGUGUCUGGUCUGAGAAGAGCUCUUCUUGUGGCUAGCCGGAACAUUAGAAAUGGUGAGAUCGUUGGAAUGGAACGGCCCGACGUCCCGCUUAAGCUACCUAACCCACACGCAACGAUUUCGAGCCCUUGA
This is a messenger RNA of Colletotrichum costaricense, 3159 nucleotides long. RefSeq names its product set-domain histone methyltransferase-8. The record is from RefSeq and is a predicted model, not a curated record. Gene Ontology annotation, biological process: chromatin remodeling; regulation of gene expression. Bases 1 to 3159 code for a protein of 1052 amino acids. Gene Ontology annotation, molecular function: histone H3K9 demethylase activity; histone H3K36 demethylase activity. Gene Ontology annotation, cellular component: chromatin; nucleus. NCBI's taxonomy places the organism in Eukaryota, Fungi, Ascomycota, Sordariomycetes, Glomerellales, Glomerellaceae. The transcript has a single exon.